AUGGCUCCCUCAAUACGGCUUGCCACCGUCACCAUCCUCGCCGGUCUCCUCUUCACAUCACCCUCCACCGCACAAACAUACUCGAUCUGCAACCCGACAAUACAAUCCGGCUGCCCACCGAAUCCCGCCCUCGGCCGAUCCGUCACCAUCGACUUCAAAGACGGUCCAUCCGAUGAGUUCACCACCUCGGGCAACCCCUCCUACAACUCAGACGGCGCAGUCUUCACCGUUGCAUCGCCCGGUCAAGCACCAACCCUCUCAUCGAAAUGGUACAUAAUGUUUGGAAAAUACUCCAUCACAGCCCGAGCGGCACCAGGAAGAGGCAUCGUCAGCUCUUCGGUCCUACAAUCCGACGAUCUCGACGAAAUAGACUGGGAAUGGCUGGGAGGAGAACCCAACGACGUACAAUCAAACUACUUCGGCCGCGGACAAACCACCACCCACGACCGUGCCGCCGUCCACGCCCUUUCCAACACACAAGAGCAGUUCCACACCUACACCACCGAAUGGACAGAAAACCAAAUCAUCUGGUCCAUCGACAACAACGUCGUCCGCGUGCUAAACAAAGGCGACGCCAAAGGCCAAUACCCUCAAACCCCCAUGCAACUCAAAAUCGGUUCCUGGGCCGGAGGCGACUCGGCCAACACCCAAGGAACCAUCGACUGGGCGGGUGGAUCAACCGACUACUCCAGCGGGCCCUUCUCCAUGUACGUCUCCACCGUCUCCAUCGUGGACUACUCCACCGGAACAUCCUACAGCUACGGCGACCAAAGUGGCAGCUGGGAAAGCAUCGUCUCCUCCGGCGGCCAAAUCAACGGCAACAGCAAAGGCAGCAUGACCGUCAACGACGCCCCGAGAAUCACCUCGACGGUCAACGGAAACCCCGUGUCGGGAUGGAGGAGCGAGUCCGAGGGUACCGCAUCGUAUACCACCCUCCCGGGUCUGCCUUCGGGUUGGAGCAUCAGCAGCUCGGGCAAGGUCGUCAAGUCGGAUGCGACCGCAACGCCAACACCCCCCACUACCUCCCCCUCGCCCUCGCCUGCGCCACCAGCGCCUUCCUCCUCGGAGGCGGCGGCAGUCUCUUCCGAUUCCACCACAUCCAGUAGCCUCACCGUCAGCCCUGCAUGCAUCUCAACAAGAACCUGGGACGACCGAGGAUUCCGCAUCACAGCCGCAGUCGACGCCUGCGUCACAGCAGCCGCUUGGAUGCCGGUGCUCGCGAUGAAAGACGAAACGGAGCUCGCUGCGCCUUCGACACUGACGGCGGACUCGAGCGUGCCGUUUGUGACGGAGCAUAUUCAGCGUGGUGGUGGGAGCAGGGUGUUGAGUAACUUGGGGGGAUUAUUCUGUACAGCUUUGACGAUGGGUUUAGCGAUGGGUGGGAUGUACAUACUUGCAUAGCGUGCUUUUCUUUCUUGCAUGGUCGGGAACGGUGUUUGUGGGUUUGGGCAUCUGGUGAACAGCAACGAGAUGAGCAACGAGAUGAUGAAAAGCAUGGACAGGAGAGGAGAGGUAGAAAAUACAUACAGCUCACGCAAAGAGGAGAAAGAAGCUCGUCGCA
Zymoseptoria tritici IPO323 is the source of this 1561-nucleotide messenger RNA. RefSeq lists its product as uncharacterized. Gene Ontology annotation, cellular component: fungal-type cell wall. Gene Ontology annotation, molecular function: glycosyltransferase activity; hydrolase activity, hydrolyzing O-glycosyl compounds. The transcript is spliced from 2 exons. Lineage: Eukaryota; Fungi; Ascomycota; Dothideomycetes; Mycosphaerellales; Mycosphaerellaceae. Gene Ontology annotation, biological process: carbohydrate metabolic process; fungal-type cell wall organization. Bases 1 to 1401 code for a protein of 466 amino acids. The record is from RefSeq and is a predicted model, not a curated record.